AUGUAUGGCGGCGGGGGUGGGGGUGGUGCAGCUGUCUCGGGGGCCACCCCCGAGGCUAAGAAGGGUUCCAUCGGUCACAAGUGCCAGCAACAGCAGCAGCAGAGCCAGCAUCUGCUGCAGCAUCAUCCUCAGCAGAAGCAACAGGAGAAGGAGAGGCAGCAACACCAGCAACAGAACAAGGCGUCCGUGUCGAGGGGGGGCGAGUUGGCGCCUCUGAGCAAUCUCGACGAGGAUCUGGACGACCUUGAGGACGAAAAGGGGAUCGAGCAGAGGGGGGAGGAGGAGGAGUACGCGAAGGAAGGUGGGACCCAGCAUCGGUUGAGCCCCAGGCUGCACGAUAUCGAGGAGGAGGACGAUGAGGACGGCCGAAACACCAAGGAAAGGUAA
Molecule: messenger RNA, 387 nt
Organism: Apis florea (little honeybee)
Lineage: Eukaryota; Metazoa; Arthropoda; Insecta; Hymenoptera; Apidae
Source: RefSeq, a predicted model, not a curated record